UACAGCCAGUAACAGGACUGUGAACCUGUAGGCCAGCUAUGCGCACCAUCAAUCCACAGACUGCUGACUGGGCAUGUGGUGCUGGGGCUUCUGCUUGCUUCCAGAUUGCAUUAAAAGAAGCUGAUGACAUGUUGCUUAUUUCCUAGCAAGCUGGCAUAAGGAGGGGCGUGACAGCAAAUGGGAAAGGAGAUGUACUCUCUGAACCUGUAGUCUCUCCUCUGGCAAAACCUGUGAGCUCCUACCCCAGGCUCUCUUCAUCAAACCGCAGUCUCCUUGCCCUGUUCACAUGCUUUCAUUGUCCCCAUGCCUAAACGGAGGGUAAGAGCACCGGAGAAUGGGCAGCUGCAGGGUACGGUCCUCAGGCUGCUUCUGGCAGCGUAACGUAUCCCAGCGAGGCCCCGCCAGCGAGCAGGGAGUUCAGCUCUACGGCCCUCCGGACUGCAAUCGGCCCCAGUGCGGCGACUCCCAGGAAGGUGUGUGUGUUGGGGGAAGGCAGUUUGUGCAACUGAGGUCCUGUUCUGUGAUAACUGUGCCCCAGGACCCAGGGAGGUAGGAACUUAAGGACCUGCUAAAACCAUAAGGCACAGCCACUUCUACUCUCUUCUAAGGACAGCCAGAAGCGACUUCGUCCCUCUGCCGCAAACCCUCUUGUCUUAUUAAUGCGGACGCUUCUCCUCGCUACUUGUGAGGAAAAAACUUGGUGCCAUUGAGUUCCUUAUUCCUCUAGCCUGCUUAUUGCGCUGUAGAAGGGAUGCUAGAGCACCCUCUCCGAUUACACCCAUUUUACAGAGGGAUGUGUUCACAUCUGCUCCCACUGCUGUUACUGCAGGCACUUCUGUUUCAGCAAGAGCUUUUUUCUCCCCUUGCCUCUGGGCAUAGGCUGAGCGAGAAGUCAGGAGGAGGCCUGUAUUGCUGCCAUAAGGACUGUCCUUUGCAGACGAUUUGAAAAACAAUCAGUACUCCCUUCAGCUGUGUUUGUAAACACCCUGGGGCAGAUUUUCCAUCCUCUCUCAACGCAAGGAUGGCUUCACCUGGAAGGUGGAGUAAGCUGGCAAGGGGAAAGGAGAGAUCAAUCCCUUUGCAACUCUGCCUGGGCUGUGGGAGGGAGGCGAGCUUGCUGGCCCCACCUUUCAUUCCAGUGCAAGGGCACGGGAGUGCUGCUCCGUGACUCAGGCUGGAGCAAGUGCUCCCAAGCCUGGCAGGGUGAGGCAAGUGGAGGAACAGUCCCAGGAAGGGAAGACUUCUGGGAGAUUGCUCCCCACCCAGUCGUCUGGGGGAGGGGAGCCACUGGGCACUGGGGGAGUCUCUGAAGCAUGGACUUGCCUUCCUCAGCCCCUGGCCCCAGCUGGGUGGGGGCUCUGCUCCUUCUUGGGCCACAGAUCCUAGCACUGUGGCCUGCGGCAGCUGUGGAAAUCCACACUUCCAGGAAGGAGGAAGCUCUGAAUGGGACUAACAUACGCUUAAAAUGCACCUUUUCCACCUUUAGCCCCAUUGGCCCACAACUGACGGUGACCUGGAACUUCCGGCCCGAGGAUAAAGGCUCAGAUGAGUCUGUGUUCUUUUACCAAGGCCAGCCCUAUCCUCUGCUUACCGGGCGGUUUAAAGACCGUGUUACUUGGGAUGGAAACAUUCAUAAGAACGAUGCAUCCAUUGUCAUCUGGAACCUGAAGCCGACCGACAACGGGACAUUCACAUGUCAGGUGAAGAACCCACCAGACGUCAGCGGCACGAUUGGUGAAAUCCGGCUCAGCGUUGUGCAGAGCGUGCGUUUUUCAGAAAUCCACUACCUGGCAGUGGCUAUUGGGUCUGCCUGUGCACUGAUGAUCAUUCUGGUGAUCGUUGUAGUUCUCUGUCGAUACUACCGGAGGAAACGGCAAGAGAAGAGAACCGAGAUGGUGGAGACAGAGCUUCCAGAAAAGGAAAAACUGAAGAGUACAGAAGAGAUGGCAGCUGUUUCAUUAGAAGCUAAAGACUAAGGAGUCCUUACUAAAUGCUACAUAUAGUGAAGGUACUUCUGAAGAAGGUGGCUAAUACUUCCACAUUCAGAUGUUAGAACAAAGCUGAGUUAUACAUUUCUGAUGCUGCAAGUGCGGUACUGCUGCUCGCCUUGAAACUCUUGCCAGGAAAAAAUGGUUGCACUAGUGUAAAGUAUAAGGUCAUAUUCCUUUUCAUUGAGGCAAAACAGGAGGAACUCAACCCAUCAGAAAUGAAGUCGUCUUUGCUCUUCAACUCCUCUGAAGCCAUUUGGAGAAAAGCUUUGCAGAAUUUCAUUUACUUCACUCCUGUGAAGAAAAAGUAUCUAGAAGAUACAGAAGAAAUCCAAGGAUAACCGAUUGAAAAAAGAUUUGCAAAGUCCUCAUCUUGGCAGGCAGAAGAAUUUUUGAAGAUGCAUCUUUCGUAUUUUAAUUUUGUUUACAUCAUCUCACUCCAACCGCAGACGGGAGAAAGGAGAAUCCUUCGUUGUUACAAAUUGACUUGGUACACUCCUGUUCCUCAAGAAUUAAAAAUAGUAAGUAAUUUGGUCUGCACCAUUUUCCCCUCCAUUGGAAAACCCUGCCAAAUGCCGCCAAAGAAAAAAAAGACAUCUAGACAGACCAAUCAGAGGGGCAGCUUCUUGCAAUAACAGAGUUUGGAUCCCAAGGUUACUUUAAGUGGAGUGUUACAGUUUUGGACAUGGUGUUUCUUCAGCAGUGAUGAUUUUUAGCAGUGGAUGCAUUUUUCAGUUUGAUGUAUGACUUACAUUGUAAGUGACUUAGCAUGUCUGAAUUUGAUAGACUGGGAACUCUGCCUAUUGCCAAGUACACUUUGGGCAGGGGCUAUGGCAGCUUCCAUUCCUGUUCUUCUGACACGUGUAAAUCCUGCUCCCUGUUCUGCUCUGCUCUGCUAUUCUAGCCCAGAUUCCUCCACUCACUUCUCUUAACUGAAUCUGCCUUGCAACACCUUCUGUUACUGGUCACGAGGCUUACAGAUUCCUUUCCAAAUGCCACAACUUUGGCCUGUAACAGUCACUGCUGUUCCAGAAACUCCUAAGCAAACACUACCCGUGGUGCCUAAUCACAGUCAAGUUUUAUUUGCUAUCAGAGUUCAGUAGCUGGUGGCAUGGUAUCAAGCACAGAAGUAGUCAGUAGAAGCUGUGAUACCUCUCAAUGUUAUAUGCAGCUUUCCAGAUACGCACAUUGGCUCAAAGGGGAAUGAAAGUUAGUUUGUCUUGAUGCUAUUUACUGCUGUAGGUUAGUAAUGGGUUUUCCAGAGUUGACAUGCUCACUGCAGAACGUGCCUCUGCAGACUUUGAUGGAAAUAAAUAAAAACCAGCAAAACUUCCGAGCUGUUGCUCUAAGUAACCAGUGUUAAAUCAAGUAUCUGUCUGUUUGUUUAAAGAAUACUUCAUUUUAUGACCCUACCUGUAAAAUGUGGACACAUUA
This is a messenger RNA of Gavialis gangeticus (Gharial), 3422 nucleotides long. RefSeq names its product myelin protein zero like 2 (gene MPZL2). The transcript is spliced from 6 exons. Lineage: Eukaryota; Metazoa; Chordata; Crocodylia; Gavialidae. Gene Ontology annotation, cellular component: membrane. Gene Ontology annotation, biological process: cell-cell adhesion. The record is from RefSeq and is a predicted model, not a curated record. Bases 1314 to 1976 code for a protein of 220 amino acids.